GUCGGUCGAGUUUGUGGCCCGGCGGUGUUCCCUAUGUCAUAGAUUCUGCCUUCUCGGCGGAUAAUGCCUCUUACAUCGUAAAGAAAAUGUGCGCGAUUUCUCAGAAGACAUGCGUGACGUUUUAUCCAAGGACAACAGAGACCGAUUACGUGAAGAUAGUCAACCAGCUUGGUUGCUGGUCCUUUGUGGGAAGACAGGGCGGGCGGCAGUUAUUAUCGCUGCAAAUAGCCGGUGCCAACAAUCGAACAUGUCUGACGGGGACAGUGGUUGAGCAUGAGCUCAUGCACACUCUGGGAUUUGUUCAUGAGCAAUCCCGUUUGGACCGCGAUACAUACAUCGAUAUCGACCUUAACAACGUUGACCCUGCUUUUCAAAACAAUUUUCUCAAAUAUAACCGGAAGUUUGUGGUGGAUGUGCCGUAUGAUACCACAUCGAUCAUGCAUUACAAUAGCGAAGCAUUUGCACUCAAUCUCAGUUUACCGGUGAUUACGCGAAAAAACAACGCCUCAGCAAGGAUCAGCGCCGCGGAGAUUGUUAGCGAUCUGGAUUAUGAGAAGAUCAGCAGUUUAUACUCAUGCCCGCAAAACACCAGCCUGGUUCUACAGCCUGUAAUACCAGCCGAAACCGUCUACAGUGCUAGCCCCUACACCUCCACAUCUUGUGACCCCGUGGAAGGAAGCGGAAUCAGUCCCCCUCGAGGAACCGACGAUGCCACGCUUACGCCCGAUCCGACUGGAGCAGACACAUGCGUACUUUUUGGAUCUGGUGGGGGAGGUGGACGCGGUUGAGACGUUUUUUAUUCUCAUAAAACUGGAGUGUUAACGUUGUUAUAUAAAAUAUGCCGAUGCAAUAUGUGAUUUAGGGAGCAUAUUGAGCGAUCAAAUAUUC
Paramacrobiotus metropolitanus is the source of this 888-nucleotide messenger RNA. Its product is annotated as hatching enzyme 1.2-like. NCBI's taxonomy places the organism in Eukaryota, Metazoa, Tardigrada, Eutardigrada, Parachela, Macrobiotidae. The record is from RefSeq and is a predicted model, not a curated record. The transcript has 7 exons. Gene Ontology annotation, molecular function: zinc ion binding; metalloendopeptidase activity. Bases 87 to 788 code for a protein of 233 amino acids. Gene Ontology annotation, biological process: proteolysis.